AUGGCCAUCAUCGGCAUGUUCUUUCAGGAUGGUCUGACCGGAAGCGCCUGGGGUGACUGGGCCAACUACACCGCAUCGCCUUUGCGUGCGUUCGAGAACGAGCUCGGUGUGCAGGACCCAGUUGGAUUUUGGGAUCCAGCAGGCUUCACCGCCGAUGGCAGCGUUGAGAACUUCAAGCGCCGCCGCCAGACCGAAUUGAAGCACGGCCGCAUCUCCAUGCUUGCGACGAUGGGAUACAUCACUCCAGAGAUCACUGGCAAGUUCCCUGGAUAUUUGUCUCCAUCAGCUGGAUUGAAGUUCGCAGAUGUGCCCAACGGAUUGGCUGCGAUCUCCAAGGUGCCUGCCGCAGGAUGGGGACAGAUCCUCGCGUACAUGGCCUUCUGCGAGGUUUCCCAGGACCAGUCUCCCGGCACCCCAGCCGCAGCGGGCGACUUCGGCUUCAAGGUCUUGACCUCCAGCGACCCAGCUGAGAAGACCAAAAAGUUGUCGGCAGAGUUGGCCAACGGAAGGCUUGCGAUGAUGGCCAUCAUCGGCAUGUUCUUCCAGGAUGGUCUGACCGGAAGCGCCUGGGGUGACUGGGCCAACUACACCGCAUCGCCUUUGCGUGCGUUCGAGAACGAGCUCGGUGUGCAGGACCCAGUUGGAUUUUGGGAUCCAGCAGGCUUCACCGCCGAUGGCAGCGUUGAGAACUUCAAGCGCCGCCGCCAGACCGAAUUGAAGCACGGCCGCAUCUCCAUGCUUGCGACGAUGGGAUACAUCACUCCAGAGAUCACUGGCAAGUUCCCUGGAUAUUUGUCUCCAUCAGCUGGAUUGAAGUUCGCAGAUGUGCCCAACGGAUUGGCUGCGAUCUCCAAGGUGCCUGCCGCAGGAUGGGGACAGAUCCUCGCGUACAUGGCCUUCUGCGAGGUUUCCCAGGACCAGUCUCCCGGCACCCCAGCCGCAGCGGGCGACUUCGGCUUCAAGGUCUUGACGUCCAGCGACCCAGCUGAGAAGACCAAGAAGUUGUCGGCAGAGUUGGCCAACGGAAGGCUUGCGAUGAUGGCCAUCAUCGGCAUGUUCUUCCAGGAUGGUCUUACUGGCAGCGCUUGGGGCGAUUGGGCCAACUACACCGCCUCGCCCUUGCGCUGA
This is a messenger RNA of Symbiodinium sp. CCMP2592, 1128 nucleotides long. NCBI's taxonomy places the organism in Eukaryota, Dinophyceae, Suessiales, Symbiodiniaceae. The record is from the annotation of a GenBank genome assembly.